Messenger RNA from Lineus longissimus, 871 nucleotides. RefSeq lists its product as uncharacterized. The coding region runs from base 1 to 867 and encodes 288 amino acids. The record is from RefSeq and is a predicted model, not a curated record. Lineage: Eukaryota; Metazoa; Nemertea; Pilidiophora; Heteronemertea; Lineidae. The transcript has a single exon.
AUGCCUGCAGAAACUGAAGAACCCAUAGAACAGCAUGUUAGGCUCGCUGAGCAACAGAUUCAGCUCCUUGCUACCGAGUUUCAUGCAUGGAGGCAGGGUGAGGGCAGACCAAGGGCAUGUCCUGUAUCUUCUUUAAAGAGAAUUGAGACAUUCCUACACAUGAUGGCAUCUGGAGGCUUUUAUCGGCAAAUAGGAUUUUCUGUAGGACUUGCCAAGAGCACCGUCAUUGCCUACACGCAUGAAGUGGCUAGGUUCCUAUACUCUUCAUCUCCAAACCGCAUAUCUUUGCCCCAGGAUCAGGAAUUUGAUGACUUGGCCCAGCAACUUAGGACUGUGGAUGGUCGUGUUCUUCGCGUCAUCAUGUUUCUCGAUGGUGAAAUCGUUAAAAUCCAGCGUCCGGAUAGAGCUGGAGAUGCGUACUUUUGUGGGAGGCAUGGUAAAUCAUGUGACUCUUUGAAUGUCCAGCUCGUUGUGGACAAACAUGGAUGUGUUAGACAUGUGGUGAGUGGAAUACCAGGGUCUACUCAUGACAAGACUGCAAUCGAAUGGUCUCGGCAAUUCAUGGCAUACCUGGACACCUUGCCAGAAGACGUUGCAAUUCUAGGAGAUCCAGCAUAUCGAAACGUUCAUCCCAGGGUUGUUUGUACUUUUGUGGGGAAUAAUCUGCCACAGGAACAAUUGCAGUUCAACUUGCAGUGCACCAGACUGAGGCAGAUAGUAGAAAGGUCCAUAGGGGCAACUGAAUUGAAAUGGCGAAUCAGUCAACUUAAAGAAAACAGGUUUCCAGCAAAGUAUGGACCGCUUUUUCCGUCUCAGUGCAUGAUUGGUAUUUGCGUUCUGCACAAUCGCUUCACCAAUUUCCUUUAAGAGU